Messenger RNA from Elaeis guineensis (African oil palm), 1364 nucleotides. The record is from RefSeq and is a predicted model, not a curated record. NCBI's taxonomy places the organism in Eukaryota, Viridiplantae, Streptophyta, Magnoliopsida, Arecales, Arecaceae.
AAGCCAUCUCAGAAUAGCGGACGCGCAUUCCCUCACAGGUUCGCGCUCCAGAGCUUCUCCUGGAAGUCUCGUACUACUUGGUGUCAGGGAGAUGGGGAACCCUCGGGCGCCCUCGAAGAGGAACCAAGGAGGUAGCGAAUCCGAUCUCCACGCCGCCGCGAGGUCCGGCGACCUCCGCACCGUCGAAUCCAUCUGCAACUCCAAUCCCCUCGCCGUCAACUCCAGAGACCGCCAUUCCAGAACCCCAAGUUCAGUAGUAUGGUACUGUUUCCUUGACAUUAAUGAUCUGAAAUUGAGACUGCAUCUAGCUGCAUGGUCUGGGCAGACAGAUGUGGUGAGAUUUCUUUGCAAGAACAAGGCUGAUGUUGGAGCUGCUGCGAUGGAUGACACAGCUGCAAUCCAUUUUGCUUCUCAGAAAGGUCAUCUAGAAAUAGUUCGUAUUCUUUUGGCUUCUGGAGUCUCUGUAAAAGCUGCUAACAGGAAAGGGCUGACUCCUCUGCACUAUGCUGCUCAGGGAUCCCAUCUAGAGCUCAUUAAGUAUCUAGUUAGGAAAGGUGCGAGCCUUACUGCCAAAACAAAAUCUGGGCAAACCCCUCUGGAUUCUGCACCUACUAAGGAGAUCCGCUCUUUUCUGCUGGAGUGUGAGAAGUCAUCGACCAAAGGGGACCAAUCAACCACAAGCAAGAAGGGUAAAGAAUCAGCGUUAGCUCAGCCUGUCAAUGAAAUCAACACAGGUUCUAAUGCUAAAGAUAUAGUUAGUGAAGUUGAUGAUGAAGACACCGAUGCAACGGAGAAGCGGAAAGGGGAAGAAACCAAUGAUGAAAGCUUGCCAAAGCCCAAGAAGGCUAAGGUUUCUCUUGAACACCUUCUAGCUGAAAAUGAUGGACAGGAGGAAGAGGAAGAAUAGAACUUGUCUAGGUAGAAGGGACAUUACUGGUAUCUUUUAGUCUGAAGUAGAGUUGAGAAGAGCAUUUUUUGGGUUAAUCCAGAACCAAAACAGUUGAGCAACAAGAGUGGCAACAAUUGAGUGUACUAUCUUGAGAUUGAAUACUUGCCACUGUAGACUGUGCUCCAUGAUGAUUUCUUUGCUUCUAAUGGAAAAUAUUCACACAAAUAGGAAUGAGAUUAGACAUAAAAAUGGUGUUUGCACAGUUCUUGUACUUGGUGUAACUUUGUCUUUGCUUUGAAGAAGAUAUUAACAUCAUUAUCUGUGCUUUAUUAGAGUUACUGUGUAUUCUUGGGCUGUUGCCGUAGUGUUUUGUUUCUGAUUACAAGUUUGGAUACACAACUUGUUCGGGCCCCUGGCAGGGAAGCAAAUCAUGUUCUGUUUGAAUUUAUAUAAAGCUUCCCUUUUCUUCUAGCAA